Plenodomus lingam JN3 is the source of this 1557-nucleotide messenger RNA. RefSeq lists its product as uncharacterized. Gene Ontology annotation, biological process: carbohydrate phosphorylation; galactose metabolic process. The record is from RefSeq and is a predicted model, not a curated record. Lineage: Eukaryota; Fungi; Ascomycota; Dothideomycetes; Pleosporales; Leptosphaeriaceae. Gene Ontology annotation, molecular function: ATP binding; galactokinase activity. Gene Ontology annotation, cellular component: cytoplasm; cytosol.
AUGGCUGUUCCCACCGCAACGUCGUUGCGCGACAUCUAUGACGAGGACGCGUUACCUAUAGAGACGAAGCGAUGGGACAGCUUGCUGGCAAGGUUCCAAGACCUGUAUGGCAAGCAGGCGGAGUUUGUGGCUCGCAGCCCGGGUCGAGUCAAUAUCAUUGGCGAGCACAUUGACUACUCACUGUACGAGGUACUACCCAUGGCCAUUACGGCCGACUUCAUCAUGGCGGUAGCUGUGCGGCCUACAGAAGAGAAGCCCAGGAUACGGAUAGCCAACCUUAACUCGGAUAAAUUUCCUGCCCGCGAAUUUGAGAUUCCAGAAGGCGAAAUUCCCAUCGACGCCUCGGAGCACGAGUGGACUAAUUACUUCAAAUCAGGCCUGAAGGGCGUUUCGCAGCUACUCCAGAAGAAGCGGGGUGGUAAAUUCACAUCUGUCGGUAUGGACAUUGUAUGCGACGGUACCGUCCCAAGUGGGGGUGGUUUAUCCAGCUCUGCAUCCGUUGUCUGUACCAGCGCUUUGGCCGUGUUGGCGGCCAAUGGCGAGGAGAAUGUCGACAAGAAAGAGCUUUGCGAACUUGCCAUUGUUUCUGAGCGUUCGGUCGGUGUAAAUUCUGGAGGUAUGGACCAAGCGGCCUCCGUUUUCUCCCUCCGUGGCUCCGCCCUGUACGUCUCUUUCAAGCCCAGCCUCGACUUCACAAACAUCGACUUUCCUCAGACGGAUCCCGAACUCGCUUUCGUUACUGCCCAGAGUUUCGUCGCCGCGGACAAACAUGUGACCGCACCAGUCUGUUAUAACCUGCGUGUGGUAGAAUGCACCCUGGCCGCCGUGUUCCUUGCCAAAGCCUUUGGUCUCAAGAAGAACCUACCCGCGGAUUCUUCGCCCCUAGGUGUCAGUCUUCGAGGCUUCCACGACACCUACUUUGAAGAGAAGGAGGGUGUAGCAGACAAUACCAAGGUAUCCGUCGCAGACUUUGAGACACAACUCCACAAGCUCGUCCAACAUACGGAAAAUUACCUCCCACAGGAAGAAGGUUACACGCGAGAACAGAUCAGCGGGCUUCUCGGCAUUUCCGUCGACGAACUAAACGAGCGUUACAUGUCAAAGUUCCCUGUCCGCGCUGACAGGUUCAUGUUGCGCCAACGUGCCCUCCACGUGUUCACGGAAGCCCUCCGCGUUCUCAAAUUCCGUGCCUUACUCUCAUCGCCGCCAUCUAGCGGUAAAGAGCUCCUUACUUCCCUCGGCGAACUCAUGAACUCGACACAAGAUUCGUGCCGCGACAUUUACGACUGCAGUUGCCCCGAGCUUGACGAGUUAUGCGAGUUAGCGCGCGCUGCAGGUUCCUGUGGGAGUCGACUCACUGGCGCUGGGUGGGGAGGAUGUAGUGUGCAUCUUGUACCAAAGGACAAGGUGGAUGCGGUCAAGAAGGCAUGGGAGGAGAAGUACUACAAGAAGAAAUUCCCUGGCAUCACCGCGGAGAAGCUCGCUCAGGCUGUGGUGGUGAGUAAGCCUGGAGGUGGAAGUGUGUUGUUCAGACUUGGAGGGCAGAGGCUUGUGUAA